AUGUUUUGCGGGAAAUCCUCACUGACAAUUCGGUGUGUCUUUCUACCCUUGAAUGAAAUAUCAACCGUCGUUACUGCUCGUCAUUUCUCAACUACGUUAAAUGCACGAAUGAAGAAACUCAUUGAUUCCAAACGAUAUCGACAAGCUCUCGACAUUUUUGAUAAGCAGUCACACGCUGCUGAUGAUUUCGCUCUGAACAUGGCACUCAAAGCGUGCAGUAAUUUGCCAGACUAUCGACGUGGACUUGAAAUCGUUCGACAACUCUCACCCAAGUCUCUCAACAAUCCCUUCAUUCAAACGUCACUUGUUCAUUUCUACAUGAAAUCCGGUGACUUGAAGAGUGCAAUCGGUUUGUUCAACUCAAUCCCGGUGAAGAUGAAUCCACUUUAUACAACGUUGUUCAAAGGACUGAUAUCGAUGAAAAAGUCGAAAGAAGUGUUGAACUUGUAUGAACAGAACAAAAUGAAGUUAGACGAAGGUGCUUUUGUGAUGGUAUCAAAGGCAUGUUCUGAAAUAUGUGAUGAUCGAGCGAAGAGGAUUGGAAAACAACUGAUGGACGAUUUACCUGAAGACUUGAAAGGUUCUGAAAAAGUGAUGAACUCGACGAUCUUCAUGUUGAUGAAAUUCGGAAACGUCGAUGAGGCUGAGAAACUCUUUCGCCAGAUGAAACACAAAACUAUCUACACUUAUGGUGCUAUGAUGAAAGGUUAUAACGAUAAUAAAAAGUUUGAGAAAACAUUGGAUCUGUUUGAGACAUUACCAUUCGUUGCGAACGAAGCGAUCUACACAAUGGUUUUAAGCUCUUGCUCUCAGGUUAGAGAUGAUCGUGCGAGAAGAAUUGGAAAACAGUUAAUCGAUAAUUUACCUGAAGAUUUGAAAGGUUCUGAAAAUGUGAUGAACUUGACGAUUUUUAUGUUAAUGAAAUUUGGAAACGUCGUUGAAGCUGAGCAACUCUUUCGUCAGAUGAAACACAAAUCAAUUUACACUUAUGGUGCCUUGAUGAAAGGUUAUAACGAUAAUGAAAUGUUUGAAAAAGUGUUGGAUUUGCAUGUUAAUAUGCCCAUGGCUGUGGAUGAAGUUAUGUAUACAAUUCUGUUCAGCGCAUGCACACGUCUAUUCAAUGAUCGAGCAUUACAAACAGGAAAAGAACUUCUGCGCAAGAUGAACAAGUCCUAUUAUAACAAUAAUAUCGUCAUCACAUCAGCUAUUCACAUGUUGAUGAAAUUCGAUCUGGUGAAUGAUGCUGAACGAUUGUUUCGUCAAGUGAAAACAAAAAGUGCUCUUACUUAUCAUGGAAUGAUAAAUGGAUACAGUCGACUAGACGAGUUGGACAAGUGUUUUCAGCUGUUUGAUCAAAUGAAAAGUGAUCAAAUUCUUCCAAAUGAAGUUGUAUUUCUUUCAAUGAUCGGUGUUUGUGCAAAAAUUGGCAUACGCUCAGUAUCUCAGUCAAUUGUUGAUCAAAUACCUGCCGAUCUAAAAGCUAGUCAAAAUAUUCAAAAUGCAUUGAUUUCCAUGUGGGGCAAAAAUAGCUCGAUAGGAAAAAGUAAAGAAAUAUUCGAAUCAUUGAGUGAUCCAGAUGUGGUGGCAUAUAAUUCAAUGAUAAAUUCAUAUGGACUGAACGGGAUGGGUGUUGAGGCUGUGGAACUGUAUAGAAGAAUUCCUGUUGACAUGCGUGAUGAAGUAUCCCGUAUAUGUGCGUUGAAUGCGUGUUCGCAUGCCGGUUUGUUAAAUGAAUGUCGUCAUAUAUUCGAUCAGAUACCUCACAAAACAAUAAAGAUUGUCACCACAAUGGUUGAUUGUUUGAGUCGGUUGGCAAUGUUUGAUGAAGCAGAAUCAGUCAUCGAAGAUUAUGAAAAGACAAAUCCACCUUCGUCUGCUAUGCACAUGGCAUUAUUGUCUGGAGCCCGCAAUGUCCGCGACUCCAAUCUGUCUAAUCGAAUCUACAAGAAAAUGCAACAAUUGUUUCCUGAUGAGAAAGACACACUCAUAGCCGGUUCCGUUCUCUUGUCAAAUAUUUAUUCGUCCAUAGGUGAUCAUCAUCGUGCAGGAGAUAUCCGUACCAAUAGAAUCAAACAGUUUGGAUAUAAUGUGAAAGUUGCCUUAUCUUGGACUUCGGUGAACAAUCAACUGGUGCGAUUCAAAGCUCAUGAUCAUUCUCAUCCUCAAUCAGAGGAGAUCUAUGAAGAACUGCAACGUUUAUCGUGUGAGCUCCGUGAACAUGGUCACACGUUCGACAGCAGUUGGAUCACUCGUCCAGUGAAAGAGGAUGAAACAGUGGAAAGUGUGUUGUGUGGUCAUAGUGAAAAGUUGGCGAUCGCAUUCAACUUCAUUCAACAACCACCUCCUUCCAUCAUACAAAUCAGUAAAAAUCUUCGUAUUUGUGGUGAUUGUCAUGCUGCUACGAAACUCAUAACGAAACUGCGUCGAUGUGAAAUCAUCAUCCGAGAUGCAAAUCGAAUUCAUCAUUUUUCCAAUGGAGAGUGUUCAUGUCAAGAUCAUUUCUGA
Molecule: messenger RNA, 2505 nt
Organism: Adineta ricciae
Lineage: Eukaryota; Metazoa; Rotifera; Eurotatoria; Adinetida; Adinetidae
Source: the annotation of a GenBank genome assembly